Vicia villosa (hairy vetch) is the source of this 2424-nucleotide messenger RNA. RefSeq lists its product as uncharacterized. The coding region runs from base 1 to 2424 and encodes 807 amino acids. Lineage: Eukaryota; Viridiplantae; Streptophyta; Magnoliopsida; Fabales; Fabaceae. Gene Ontology annotation, molecular function: protein binding. The record is from RefSeq and is a predicted model, not a curated record. The transcript has 12 exons.
AUGACGCUUGCAAACUCAUUCUCGGUACUGCUCAAGGCUCCCUUCAACGACAUCGAGUUUCACAGUAAGGUCGACUUUGCGAUUCCACCAAAACCGCCAGAUUCCAAAGUGACAAUUAAGGAAUUGCCGCUGUCAGUGAAAAUCCAUUUCAACAUUGAAUGCAAUGGGCUUGUUGGAUAUGGCCUUUAUGAGGAAGGGUUUGGUUAUUGUUGGUCUGGUGCUCGAGCUAAUGUUGGAAUUACAAAUGGUAGAUAUUGUUAUGGCUGUGUUGUUAUUUCUGCUCAACAUGUUGAUACCGAUGAUACUUCCCCUGAUCAGCGACAGCUUUGCCGUCUUGGUGUUUCUAGAGGUGAUGAUGCCGUUGGAGCUCUUGGUGAGACCAAACACAUCUUUGGUUUUGGUGGCACCGGAAAGUUCUCCAAUACCGGGAAGUUUAUGAAUUUCGGUGAUAAGUUUGGCGUUGGUGAUACUAUAGUUUGUUGCAUUGAUCUUGAGAGCAACCCAUUCGCUUCUAUUGGUUUCUCUAAGAAUGGUAAAUGGUUGGGUAUUGCGUUGCAAUUUGAUGUUGGUUCUCUUGGUCUUGGAAUGGACUCUUUUUUUUCCGAAGGAUUCGCCUUGGGAAUGGGCAUUUUUCCGCAUGUUCUGUUGAAAAAUGUUGUGGUUCAGAUGCAGUUCAGUGUUGAACAAGGACUUGUUCCUCAAGAAGGGUUCAGACCUUGGGCCUUGGUAGUUGCAGAUGGAAAUGCGGUUAUGGGACCUUCAUUUUCUGACCCAAAGGAUUGUGAAUUGAUGAUGCUGGUGGGAUUACCGGCUUCAGGCAAGACUACAUGGGCUGAAAAAUGGGUGAAAGGUCACCCGGAGAAGCGUUAUGUUUUGCUUGGUACAAACUUAAUUCUUGAUUCGAUGAAGGUUCCUGGACUGUUACGGAAAAACAACUACGGUGAAAGGUUUAAUCGUUUGAUGGACAAAGCAAGUGCAAUGUUCAAUGUAAUUCUGUCCAGAGCGGCUAAUGUACCUCGUAAUUAUAUAAUCGAUCAGACACAUGUAUACAAAAAUGCACGCAAGCGUAAGCUUACGCCUUUUGUUGACUAUCAAAAGAUUGCUGUUGUCGUGUUCCCAAAGCCAGAAGAGCUCAAGAGACGGUCUGAAAAAAGAUUUAAAGAAAUGGGCAAGGAAGUUCCAAUUGAUGCUUUGAAUAACAUGAUAGCUAAUUAUGUUCUACCUAAAAGCAAGGAUUUGCCAUAUUCAGAUGAAUAUUUUGAUCAGGUUCUAUUUGUUGAAUUGAAUCGAGAUACGUCUCAGAAAUAUUUGGAUCAGAUGAAGAAACAUAUUGCGUCUCUAUCUAAUAACAACCCGUCAACAUUAUCGCGUCGAGGUUCUUCUCAGUCUUCUUCCGAACUUGCAUUGCAGAAUCAAGGAACUUCAAUAGGAAGUGGCAUUCACCAGUGGAGAGCUCAUUCUGCUAUCUCUCAAAUUGACUAUAGGAUGCCUAAUCAAGUCGAAGCACAUGGUCAUAUGAAUCCAUUGUCGGGAGGAUAUUCAAGCAAUCAAAUUUCACACGUUGCAAGAUCACCUUAUCCUUAUGGAUUUUAUUCCAAUGACGAAGCAUCUUAUUUUCCUAGAAAUAAUGUUGGUUCCAUGCAAAGUUAUGGCAACGUCGAAGCAUAUGAAAAUCUUGUUCUGGGUAGCCAGUAUAGGCCAAGUACUACGGGGAACAACAAUGUUGGUUUUCAUGGAAGACCUUAUGUUGAAUACAGAGAUUCGCAGCCUUACAAUUAUAGUACAUAUGAAAGACCUUGUGUUGAAUACAGAGAUUUUCAACCGAACUUGCAUACACCUACAACAGCCACAUCUUUGCUUCCCCCGUACAGGGAGUCGACUCUAAGACCUCGACAUGGUGGAUUACCUAAUAACAUGCAAUGUUCAGGGAGAUAUACUUCUCAGUUUGAUGAACGUGGUAUGGCAAGAAAAUCCGCAGGAAACUCCAUAGGAGUUUCCGCAGGAAAUUCCGUAGGUGUGCGCGAAGAAGAUGAUGAACAGGAACGGAGACCAAGGGAGCACGCGUGUGAGGCUGUGGCUGAGAUCGAAGGUGAAAUACAUGAGACUCCGUUUCAAGCGUUUGAAGCUGUGAAUGCGGUGAGAACUCCUCUUUAUGAGAUAACGAAGCCAGAAACGGUUAUGUCCUCUUUGAAAGAUGCUCAGGUUGUCGUUGAGACCGGAAAGGUGGAAGGCUGGGGGCAAGUAAUUGACGUGCGUCCCAAAUUUGAUAAGAAGGGUCUUGGUUUCAAUCCUGGAAAGCAGAAUGCAUCGCCCAAGUCUGGUGUCCUUAGCCCGAUCAAGUUUGUGAGUGGCGGUGUCAUUCAAGAUGGUCAGCUGGAUUCGUCCAAGUAUUCAUGGGGAAAUACCUCGCAACUGGACAAUUGA